Molecule: messenger RNA, 1614 nt
Organism: Torulaspora globosa
Lineage: Eukaryota; Fungi; Ascomycota; Saccharomycetes; Saccharomycetales; Saccharomycetaceae
Gene: EMP65
Product: Emp65p
Exons: 1
Coding region: 1-1614 (537 amino acids)
Biological process (GO): maintenance of protein localization in endoplasmic reticulum
Cellular component (GO): endoplasmic reticulum membrane
Source: RefSeq, a predicted model, not a curated record
AUGGUCAAAGAUGAUUCGAAAGCAGGGUCUAGUAGGCUGAAAUCUGCUAAGGACGACGGCAGUAGGAGGAAAGCAGGCUUAGAUUUCCGGGAUUUGUUGUAUCGAUGUCGCAGUUCACUGCAAUUCCAGCUAGAUCAGUUGGUGUAUGACAAGAGCUCAGAAGUGAGCUCUAAAGCGGAAGAGAGCGUUGAAGUCGAUCAAGAAUUGGAACAAUUAACUAAUAUGACAAGAAUACCGCUUCGACUCGAGAAAUUUAUGCUAUGGACAUUGUUGGCGUGUUUCGAUUGCUUCCUACACUAUUUUACGGUGAUGCCUUUGAGAAUUAUCAGCGAUAUCUUCCAAAUUCGAAAGAACGGCAAGUGGCUUUCGAGGACUCAUACUGAGCGUUUCAUGGUUUUUCUUAUAGUCAUCGCUUCGAUUGUUCUCAGUAAAAUGGACACUUCUAAGGCGUAUCACCGGAUCAAACGACAAAGCUCGGUGAAAUUGUACAUGUUGUUUGGCGUACUGGAGAUGGCAGAUAAGAUGUUGGCCAGCAUGGGCCAGAGCUUGUUCACAGUGAUACUCUCAGGCAAGUUUUUCCGACAACCAAGAUUUCGCCAGUUCCUACUGACAGUUAUUUCGUUGGUAUACCUAAUAUGUCAUGGAUAUGUCAUGGUGCUCCAGACUGUGGCGCUCAAUGUAGCCGUCAACUCAUAUUCUAAUGCAUUCUUGACAUUGCUGCUAUCGAUGCAGUUCGCCGAAAUCAAGGCCUCUCUGCUGAAGAGGACCGAUAAGGAAGGACUGUUUCAAUUAGCUAUAGCAGAUGUUGUGGAGAGAAGCCAAAUCACAUUUCUACUGAUUAUCAUUGCUUUGAGGAACAUUUUUGCGAACUCCAAACUUCAAUCUAGCUUGAUUCCCCGAUCUUGGACCCUCCACGCGACUUCAUCCGUCAUCCUCGGUGUGCUUUGCGGGCCUAUGUUCAGUGUAAUUGGCAGCGAGUUGUUAGUUGACUGGGUGAAACACGCCUAUGUUACAAAGUUCAAUCGAAUACGACCCCAAAUCUACGGCAAGUUUUUGGUUAUAAUGUGCACUGAUUACACAACUGGUUUAAAAAAAUUCUGCGACAGACUUGGGCUGCCGAUUCAAGCCCUAGUCGUCCUCUUCAUCGUCAUGAUACGUCCUACGCUUUCCCAAAUGCUCGAAUUUAACUCCUUCAUGAAUGCUGCUAUCGCCGUCUUCAGAUGUGCGCUGGGAUUCGUCUGCCUCAUAAUGAUCAAGAUGCUUCUCCGGUCCCUUCUCGUAGUGUGGAGCAAGAGCAUACUGGCCGGUGAGCAGCUAAGCACAGCCGUCACAGAGGAGGAAUACGUCCCAGGCAUGCUGAGCGCUGGAAGCGGCAAGAUUGAUCGAAAUGCGAGGUCCAUUAUUCACGGUGGAUCAAAACAGUCGCCAGACUAUCGUCGAGCAAGAGACACUCCAGCAUUGAAACUACCAGGCUCGCGUGCUGCUGCAUCAGAAACACGCUCAGACAGACUUCCUCCGACGCUAAACGAGCUUCGAAGCAACAAAGAUGCCAAGAAUCCGCGCUCUCUCGAAAGGGUUACUCGCUACAACAUGGUCUCAAAAAGGAUAUGGUAA